GUGUUAAAAGUAGUGCUACUCUUACUUCAGUACAAUUUUGGGGUAUUCUACCCACCUCUGGCAUCCAAUAUUAUGCGACAAGGGGCGCUGCACUAGAGAGGGCGCCAAAUUGAUGGUGAAAAAGAAGUUGACCGCAAUUUAUAUAUUUCACAUCUGUUUGUGUGCGCCCAUACUGUGUACACCUCAGUUGUGCCCUGUCUGCACAUAUGGCAACGAAAUGAAUGGCCAGCAUCACGUUUUCGUCAAAUGUUGUCAGAGGAGAUGCAAAAUUUAAACAAACAUGUACAUGACCUAGUUGCAUUUAUACAAAAACUUAAAAGCCACACUUGUUCCUGUUCCUGCUGAAAUAAUAGAAAUUUCUUUAAUGUGCCACAGAGAGAAAAAGUAGGUGCAACAACAACCAAGUGAAAGGCGAUCACAGUAUAUAUUCACACCAACAUAAAAUGUAUUAAAAGAAUAGAAUGCAGUGUAGUAUGAGCAAAAUUUUAAUAUAAAUAUACUCUGCAGUAUUUUUAUUGCUUUGUAUACUCCGGUCCAAAGAAACACACAGAAAUGUGCAAUUGGAUAGGUUAACUAAAAAUCAUUAUACAAAAUUUGCAUGUGGAUAAUAAAACAAAGGAAGGAAUCUAUCUGUAAGUCAAGGAAGUUGGGCCAUUAAUUUGAAGAGAUGGUUUCCUAGCUUCCUGUCACUAUCUUUCUAAUGCUGACCACCUUGACCCAAAACCCACUUCAGUUAAGAUAAAGAGUUAUCAGAAAUGAUUUGAAGAUAAAGUAACUGAUUUAUGAUAGCGUCUUCACUUGGUCUUUAAUGUUGCAGAAACAGGAAGGGAAACGGCUCACAGUUUAGAGGAAAAAUCUCAGGACUGCAUGAACACGUAGUUUAAAACACACCUGAAAAGCUUGAAAUACACCUCACAGCUCAUUAUGUACUUAUUCAAUGAUAUCCUUGAUUUUUACUUGUGUAAUAGCUGGUGUUUAAGCUCUACAUGCCGUCUAGCUGCAUCACUUUAGCGCUCUGUGAAGGGUAGACGUGUUUCAGAGUCCAUUAUUGUGCUGUCUGCCUCUACAUUGCAAACCGGUUUACGCAGUGUGGGACAACAGAAGGUUUGUGUGCUGCGUGCUCAUUCAUUGCUGAGGUUUAAGCAUUUAAUUAGUAGCUACUAAAGCCAGCUCCCGCUAAUCUUCUCAACACUGACUCAACAUGUGACCUGGUAACUAAUGUUAAGGCCGAUCAAUAGCCCGUCCAACUCAAACAAAGGGAAUGACAGCUUUGACUUAAGGUGGGUGUAAAACUCAUUGCUGCCUUUUACAAGAGGCUUGGAGUUCGAAGAAAGUUUGGAGGUGCUUUUUUUAAAAAAAAAAAAGAGUAUGUUACCGCUGCCAUUUAUUACAGAGGGGAACAAUACAGGGACAGAUUGUGCCCCCACAAUGGUAACUUACAGUGUGCUCCAUCCUCAUUGAGCGACGCAGUCAGUGUCCUGACUGCAAGCAGGUCUACUAACUGAUGAUGGAGCUCUGGAAGUGGGACAGGGGGCCAUUUGGACGGGAAUUGAGGGGUGUGUUAAGUUUCUGCAUGCAUGAUCAAUGGGAUUGAAUAGGUUGGGAUGGGGUAGAGAGGGGAGGGCAAAAAAAAAGGCAGGCCAGACCAAAGCGGCGAUGGAGUGAGAGAGGUGUUUGCAAUGGAAACACACACACACACACACACAAAGGUGGUGAGCAAUGGUUUGUUAAUGAGAUGGGCAGUGCGGAUUGUGUCUCAUUACCAAUCAGCACAGCUUUGAGUUCUCUUCGGAGAGGACCAAAAACAUGCACGCUCCAGUGUGUGCCGCAUGUGUUUCUUUUCGAUAAAACCUGGCUGUGUGGCGCGGCAUUAGUCACAGCGGUAUCUGAGCUGUUGGAAGUCCACACACACUGCCCUCUGUCCGUUUGCGUGAGGAGUUUCCUCUCGGUAGUACAAUGAGUCUUAAUUACAGGUCAGUGGCAUGUCUUAGGGAGAUAGAGGGAGCUCUGUUACCCUUCCAAAUACUGUAUAAUGCCAUCAUCCCAAGGGUGGGGUGGGGUAACAAGAGCUGGACACAAAAAGGUGCUGAUAGGCUGAACAUGAGAACGGUAUAAUGUGAUCGGGGUGGAGAAAAUGAGUGUUUUACACUGAAAAGAGAGUGGAGGGGGGGAGCUUAGAUGGCACAUUACCUCUCAAAGGAUUUUGCCCAUUUCGUUUGCUUUACAGUUACCCCACAACUAAUUCCAGCCAACUUUCUUUGACAAAAAAAAACAAGAGAUGGAUUAAGGACAAAGACAAGCUGGAUUGGGGUGAAACAAAUCUGCAAAGGGAAAAUCUGUGGUUACAGUUACAGCGACGCGUUUUCUACCACCUGUUGAUGCUGCAAGUUCAAACCUGCUCACUGUGCCUGAUGAAUACCUGAAUAAGUCUUACACGUCUCUACUCUGAGAUACCGUGAUGUAUGUAGUUUGUGAAGCAGAUCUUUUUUUUUAUGCUAUUUUAUUUAAAAUAGAAGCUAGAUGCAUGCAUCCACGACCAAUGCUUAUAGGUCUUCUGAAAGAAAGAAAUUGUAUCACCCUAUCUGAAAAGUGCGGUCUUUUUAAUCUCAUCUUAUUCUGACACCACUAAUUAAAAUUUCACACAACCGUGCCUUCACAAGUCACCUGUAUAUAAUUUAAUCUCAGUCAAAGGUGAAGGGUUAGGUAGUUUUUUUUAACAUCACACCUCACCAUGAACUCAUCACCCCAAUGGUGAAACACGGUGGUGGAAGCAUCGCAAGCAGGCGCAGGGAAGCUAAACAGAGCUAAAUAUUGGAGAAUCCAGGAAGGAAACCUGCUGGAGGUUGCAAAAGAAGCUUAAUAUCCCAGUAGGAUUACCUUUAACAUACAACCAGAAAAACAUUAUGUUGCAGUGGUCCAGUCAAAGUCUAGAAAUCUAGAAAAAAAAAUAGAAAAUCUGCAGCAAGGCUUGGAAAUAGAUGUUUUACACUUUCCACUAAAUGUCACUGAGCUUGAGCUGUUUUGAAAAGAAUUGGAAAAGACUUCAGUCCCUGGAAGUGAAAAGUUUGUUUUCGAGUGCCUCUUUCAACAAUACAAGUUUAGACAUAUUAUAGUAAAUAAUUCCAAAAUAAUUAAUUCAAAAAUAACAGAUAUAUAUAUAUCCACCUCACCUCAUAUAUACCUCACUUUUUUGUUGUUGUUGUUUUGGUUUUGAAGAGACCUGAGUCACUGAAAUACAUUUCUACAGAACUGUGUCAAUUCAAAGCAUAGAUGGUACAACAGCGCCCUCUACUGGCACAAGUUACUCAUCAAGCUGUGCUUGACCUACAGUAACUUAUAGCGCUUUGAAUCACUAGAAGCUCACUAAAUAAUCAAGAGUCUGGUAUGCAGGCAUUCUGAAAUAAAAAGAAGAAAAUCUCUACUGUGGAAAAAAACCCUGAUUUAAAAAUAGAUUAUCUGUCCUUAAAGCGAGUUUUACAUUAAAAAUAAGAAAUGCAUGUGAUCUGCAAUCACAUCUUCUCAUUUAUUGGCUCGUUUCCUGACUUGGCAGACAGCUUUUGUCAGAAGUCUCAGCAAAUGCAACUUUGCUCAUGUUUGGUUAUUGUUCUUAAAUUGUACUUUGGUCACUGUUGGGGACUGAGGGAGAGGGGACAAAGUUCACAGGGCGCUCGUAAGGAGGAGGGGGUGAAAAGGAGGAAGGUUAAAAAAAAGAAAAAAGAAAAAUUGACCUUUGAAAGGAAAACAGCAGGUGGAGUGCAAAAACCAGGCAGCUGAGGACGCAUCGGGAGGAAAAUCAGUGGAGGAAAAUUAAAGCGCUCUGGUUUUUCAUUUAAAGAAGAGCAGCUCGUAUGAAAAAAAAAGAAUGAGGCCCAACGCAGGCCGUCCGGCUGCUAUUUGAAUGGGACAGGGAGAGCACAUGCGAGCAGUGUUUGUUUGUGAGGCAGCAGCACGAUAAGACACCAGACCAAUGGAGGGAGAGGAGAGGGCAGCCAUGGCGAGGCCAAGUCGUCUGACCGCCCUUCAGGAGCAGCUCAUCUGGGCCCUGCUGGAAUCCGGACUGUCCCGGGACGUCCUAGUCCAAGCCGUGGGCGAGCUGGAGCGCAGCAGGGCCGGAGCCGGCGCAGAGAGGGGAGACAAGGGCGAUGGAGAGAGCUCCGAGGAGGGAGAAAUGGAUUUCCCUCCGCCUAUAUUCCGAGAGCUGGAGAAGCUUCCUCCGGAAGACGCGUCCAAGCUGAGGGCCGAGGUCGACCGGCUGCUGCAGGAGGACCCCUGGCAGGUUGCAAAAAUGGUGAAAAGCUACAUGCAGCAGCACAACCUACCUCAGAGAGAGGUGGUAGAGUCCACAGGCCUCAACCAGUCCCAUCUCUCCCAGCACCUCAACAAAGGCACACCCAUGAAGAACCAAAAGAGAGCUGCUCUCUACAGCUGGUAUGUCAAGAAGCAGUGCGAGAUCAGUCAGCAAUUUACCAAUGCCAAACAUGGUCUUGCACCGGUGGAGGAACAAGGAGAAGACACCAAAAAAGGACGGAGGAACAGGUUCAAGUGGGGCCCAGCAUCCCUACAGAUUCUCUUCAAUGCCUAUGAACGUCAGAAGAACCCCAGCAAGGAGGAAAGAGAGGGAUUGGUAGAGGAAUGCAACAGAGCCGAGUGCCUCCAGAGAGGGGUGUCCCCUUCCCAGCUUGCUGGUCUGGGUUCAAACCUAGUUACUGAAGUCAGGGUGUACAACUGGUUUGCCAACCGGCGAAAAGAGGAGGCUUUUCGUCACAAGUUGGCCCUUGACACAUCUUUCAACAGCCAGUCAGCUUCCUCCUCUAAUGCCACCCUUCCAACAAGUCCUGAGCAUGGUGUGAAGUACAGCCAGCAAAUCUCCUGUGACACAGGGAGCACAGCAAGAAGCAGCAUAGGGGACCGUGUGGGACGUCUCGUGGUCAGCCCUAUGCAACUAGAACCCAGCCAUACACUCCUUGAGUCUCAUAACCCCAAGCUGGUGUCUGGCAGUGGACCACUGCCCCCAGUAAGCACGCUGACAUCCCUGCACAGUCUUUCAGCGUCUCCAGCCUCCUCACAGAGCCUCAUCAUGGCCUCGGUGCCCAGCGUCAUGAGUUUGGGCGAGUCCUCGCUUCUAAUAGGUUUGGCCCCUACGCAAUCACAGACCGUCCCCGUCAUUAACAACAUGGGGGCUGGUUUCACCACUCUCCAGCCAAUUUCAUUCCAGCAGCAGCUUCACACACCCCACCAGCAGGCAAUACAACAGCAGCUUCAGGGUCACAUGGCUGCCAGUCCGUUCAUGGCAACCAUGACACAGCUGCCAUGUCACAUGUACAACAAGUCAGAGUCGCCUCAGUACCAUUCGUCCAGUUUGCUGUCUCAAGCCAUGGUCAUCACUGACAGCAGCAGUCUGGGGACCCUGACCAGCCUCGCUGCGGUCCGACAGAUCCUCACAGCAGAUCCUGAGGAAGAGACGGAGUCCCCUUUGCAGGAAGAUUCUUUACACCUGCAGCCACACACACCUGUCCCAGCGUCUUCUGAGAGCCUGGAGCUGUAUCCUUCCUCCCAGACGACAGAACGCCAUCAGUCUCACCUCCUCUCCCCUUCACCCACAGACAUCGGCUCCUAUAUGCCUACACAAAUGGUGUCCACAGCCCAGUAACACCUCCCUGGCUAUGUAGCGGCUCCGGCCUGUCAGCUGGACUAAGGAGGUGUGGGGAUGGACAGCUAACACUGGACAGCUAACACUGGGAGGAGAACCAGGAGACCGGAACCAGUGAUGUCUGAGAGUAAAAACUGACUCAGCACAGCUUUUACAGCUUUUACCUAGAACUAAUAUUAGAGGGGAAAAAAAUCACAACUUAAAUAGCAGAAAUAUCUCUCAAGAUCAACACCAAAAAUAUUUUUAUUAAAAUAUUUAGUUUUUCUUGGAAAUUGUAACUUCAGAUGAAACUUGGCAAACAAAUGUUACCUGCACUGUUUUUAAUUUGCUUUCCUUAAAUGCUUUUUUUCCCUUUUGAUGAGAAGUUUUUGAAAAAAAAUAUGUAUAACCAUCAACAACGGAUGUAAAGUUAUUUUAUAAACAAACUAGAUGCCUUGUGUUAUCGGAGAAAUAAUUGAGUGCUCCACACCACUUGAUCAGUUCAACACAAAACACAGACAGCCCGAAUGAGUAAACACUAGAUUAAAAACUCAGUUCAAAGCU
This is a messenger RNA of Xiphophorus couchianus (Monterrey platyfish), 6193 nucleotides long. RefSeq names its product HNF1 homeobox a (gene hnf1a). The transcript is spliced from 10 exons. Gene Ontology annotation, biological process: pancreas development; liver development; positive regulation of DNA-templated transcription. NCBI's taxonomy places the organism in Eukaryota, Metazoa, Chordata, Actinopteri, Cyprinodontiformes, Poeciliidae. Gene Ontology annotation, molecular function: RNA polymerase II cis-regulatory region sequence-specific DNA binding; DNA-binding transcription factor activity, RNA polymerase II-specific. Gene Ontology annotation, cellular component: nucleus. The record is from RefSeq and is a predicted model, not a curated record. Bases 3968 to 5650 code for a protein of 560 amino acids.